Varroa destructor (honeybee mite) is the source of this 5768-nucleotide messenger RNA. It is a transcript of the gene Seipin, whose product is annotated as lipid droplet biogenesis associated protein seipin. Lineage: Eukaryota; Metazoa; Arthropoda; Arachnida; Mesostigmata; Varroidae. Gene Ontology annotation, biological process: lipid storage; lipid droplet organization. Gene Ontology annotation, cellular component: endoplasmic reticulum membrane. The record is from RefSeq and is a predicted model, not a curated record.
CCGUGAGUGGCGGUAGAGGCAAUGCGCUAGACGAUAUGACUGCGUCGUCAAUGAAGAUGGAUCAAGAAGGUCGACAAGUGCCAACCCAAAGUAGUGCGCUGUAGAGGAAAGAGGAACAGCAGCAUCGGCCAGUACACAAUUGGUUUUCUACCAAUUGUUGCCGGUACUUGCUGGAUUGAAAACCGUCCUUCGUGAAACGUCUUGCCUUCUGCCGGCUCCAGUGCUGAGGGUAAACAUACGACAGCACAAGCGCAAGGGGAUCAUAAAUUGUACUGAUUUACCUGAAUCGCCGAGGAUUGUUGCUGGAGUUUUAACGAAAAACGCUCCGCUAACAGAAAGCUCUUGUUUCUAGCGUACGCGUACUAUAUUCACGCGCGUGGAUACGCAUCCGCUACCGAGUGCGUUAAGGCGAAAUCUGACAUAGAACAAAGUGAACCUGAACCUGUUGACGAGCUCGAAUGUUGUUCCCAUUGCGUCGAAUCUUGUAUCGUGCGACGAGAUGGACGACGCCUGGGGGAAAGCAAAUCAAUAGUGGAAUUCGAGUUAAAAUCGAAUACAGACGCUCAAAACUACUAUGUGCUGAGUGUCCAUUAACUAUCAGUUGUUCCGUAAGCAACUCGAAUUGAUAGAAUUAUGUAACUUCGUACAGCAUUCGAAAGUGUGAUGUUAUCCCGGAGGGCGUAUGUCAUAUAGACAUCAAGAACGAAGUAACCCCAGCAUAUCAGGAUGCUGUUCCUACUAUUUCGCAUCAUCAUGUUUUUGUUGAACUGGUUCAGAAGUUUAGUUGGCAGGCCGGCCCGCUUCGUAAUCGUCAACUCCGUCAUGUUUACAACGCUAUCUUCGCUUUUCUUCAUUCUCAGUUUCACCGGAUACCUAGCGGCCUAUUGGGCCCUCAUACCGAGGGUUCAGAUCGAACGCGAUGUACACUUCAAGUAUGCUAUGCGUCCGUGUAAAAUCACAGAUCAGUGUCAACAUCCCGUCGCCGAAGUUUGGCUCGGAGACGAUCCCGCUCAUUUUCUACCGGCGCUUUCACCGGGUACCGAGUACCGGAUAGAGCUAAAUCUCGAACUUCCUGAGUCCGAAACAAACUUCGACGUGGGGAUGUUCAUGGCUUCAGUUGAAAUGCGAGCGCCAAACGGACAGAUAUUAAAGGCGGCCCAGCGAUCCGGAGUUCUCGUUUACCGAAGCCUGGUGUUGAGAAUGUUGCACACGAUAGUGGCGCUUCCGUCGCUGUUGUUGGGUGAGGGUAAAGAAAAACAACUUGUGCGACUGCCGAUGUUUGAUUCGUUCGUUGAUCUUCCUCGUGGCAAUAACGACUUCGCGGCAGUUGCCUACAUCGAACUGCAUUCCACCAAUAUCCAAAUCUACUCGGCCAAACUUCGCAUCUAUGCGGACUUCGGCGGUUUGCGCUACCUGAUGUACCGGUGGCCGUUAACGUGUGCUGCGACUGGAUGCAUGGCGAACUUCGUUGCCUUAUGGGUAGCCACUGCUCUCUUCUGGAUACGUAAUCGGCUUUUCAGCGUGAUCAGUUUUGUCGCCAGGAGCGCAGCAAUAAAUAGAGCGGCCAUGAAACGCAAAGCUGACUCAGUUAUUUCCGCAGAGAAGAACGGAGCUGAAAGACAAACGCUUGCUGACGGCAAAACCACCACACAACUAUCUGACGGGGAUGAAGUCGACAAGGAAUUGCCUAAGCUUGCAAACAUCGUCAGGAAAAUUGCCUCUCUUGUACCUUUCGUAGGAAAACUACAACCUUAUGCUGCCAUCCUGGUUGACACAGGCCUUCGUUGGAGUCCUGUUCCUAUACCGGGUAAGGUAGCUUCAAUAGCCAAGCAAGUUGUCGGAAUUCAGAAAGACAAGGAAGCAUAAUACGUAGCGGAUACUUUUUCCAACCAAUUGUGGUUUAUUAGCAAGUGUUCAUAAUAGUAAAUGCUACUAUCGCAGGCUCCGGAUAGCCUCAAGUGAAGCCCUUCUACACAGGGCUUUUCGGCAUAAAAAUUAGAAAUUACAAGAAAAGUUUUAAAAAUACAGAUUUCUAUUAGCAAAGAAAAGAGUUCACGAUAGCAAUUACCGGCGAUUCCAGUCAAAACGCUUCUAGUACAAUUACUAACUGUACAUGCAGAAAUUUCGAGUUGUAUCGAUGCGCCAUCUAAAAAUAUCGCAUAGUUCUUACGAAUCGAUGACCUUUUGAUAAAAUCACAAUAAUUCAUAUAUAGACAGACUAAGCUAUGCGGCGGACAAGUAUAAAUUUCUGGUAAUGCCUCGUAACAUAUGAUAAACGAAUUUCUGACACUGACUUAUACUAACAGUAAAAAAUUGUAUAUAUGUUUAGAAAUAGUAGGCAUGAUGUGUGUAUAUAUAUUAUAUAUAUGUUAUGUAGAAUCAACAGGCGACUAUAGAACGCAUGAAGUUCCUUGAUCUACAAGGUUUUGCAAACAAUUGUAAGUGGCUGCUGUAUGAUGAAUCAGUUCUAAUGAGAUGCUGAUAAUAUCGCCUGUUUUUAAGCUAUCGCAACUAACUGUUAGCAUAGAGUAAAUAACAAUAAGUAUUUUAACUGGAAUGUACUCAAGUAUAUACAAUUCCGUUUAGCGAUCCGUUAUUAUUAUAUUAGCUGGAGUAUUUACGAAUUUUACUUUAAAGGGACUAGGGUAAAGUUUGGUGCGUUCGUGCAUGGAAUCAUGCUUAUAUAUAACAAGAUCGAUAUAUGUAACAUGAUUUAGGUGAACGUAUAUGCAGUCGAAGAGAUGCUUAUGAACGAGAAAAAUUACUACAGUACCAACAUAACAUUACUUUGCCCCCUAAUUUAGUUGCAAACAAUAAAGUUUUGUACUCAACUGUGUACAAUUGUCGAAAUCUACAAUUUCGACAUUUAAUAGACAUAGUUUAAAACCAACAGCAAAAGUUGAGGCUUAAGCAAUUCAUCGUCGACCUUUUAGGUCUAUGCCAAUCGAAGGGUUCGGAAGUCAGUCUAAAUAAGCAACCAUUCAUUGUUGCGUAUUGUCCCCGCUUUUUACAUCAAAAUGCUUCGAUAUAUUUUCCUUAGAUACUAAUGUUCUGGAAGAACCACGACCUAACAACGAUUACGUUGAUAUGUAAAAGGAAAGAAGAGAUUCUGUUCAAUAAUAAACAUUUUAUCAUUAUCGGUUCGCUUGAAUCCUAACAACUGUGGGGUUGAGUAUAUAGAGCUGAAGGGAAAGUCAAAAAGUAGAACUGAAGGAAGCAUACAUACAUAUAUAUAUAUAUAUAAAAUGUAAAAUGAAAUUUAUCGUAUAGAUACGCCAUAUGUUAUUAAUAGUGCCAUAUGUCUAGUCAAGCACUUAUGAAUAACAAAAAUUUGAAGCAUACUAUACUACAAAACUAUUCAAAUAAAUGGAAUUAUAUCAUAUAUGGGAAAUCGAGGCAACGAUAUGGGAAAAGUAUCAAGAAAUCAUUAGGCCUAGCGCUCUGUUACAAUAGCAAGUAAGGAAAUAUGGCUAGUAAGAAACGAGGAAACUGGUCGCCGGAAACACGAAUGGCCCUAGACAAACGUAAAUUUGCACCACUAGUGAGCAUUCACUUCGAUUUCGGCAGCUUAGCUUACAAUGCAGCUAACAAUGUGUUUUGUUUACUCUGAAGAUUUUGUUUUCAAGUUUCCUGCAUGACAUGAUGUGUCAUAAAAAAACGCAGCCCACAAACUGAACAAUGGGCGCCCAUUGUUAUAUUCCAACAAUACUGAAGCUAAUUAUGUAGAAGCCAUCAUCCAGAGGAUAUGGCCCGAAAAGUGAGGUGAAUCUACCGUCGACUUUUGCGACAGCUGCUUGACAUAGCAGCCUCAUUAUGCAAUGACGGUAGUGACCCUUUUACCCUGUAAUUUUAAUAAUUGAAAAAAACUUCCUUGUUUUUCUUCUAUUUUUACGAAAAAGUGUUGUCCACGUUGAGGGCCACUUUUCUUUUCCACUGUUUCGUCGAAACAGUUUUUUUUUAGUAUAAAUAAAAAUUAGUGUCCUCAAAGAUUUAUACAAUAUAUUAUAAAUUUUGGCUAGGAUAAUUCUUUCCACAGAUAACCAUUUUGAGGAUCACCCGUGAAUACAUUUCAAAAAUGUGAAAAUAAUCGAAAUCUCAGUAUAAGUAACCGUCUAGAAACGAUUAUCGAACCGCCAAGUUAUUAAGAGGGAUUUGGAAAUUCGUGUUAGUGUGGCCAAUGGCUGAAACAGCUAGGCCUCAGAUUAGGGAAAAGCUAGUUCAAGUUCCGCCGAGGUCAAAACAAAAAAAAAGACAUCUAAACGUCAUUAUGAAUUCUACUACGCGAUUAAUUUCGUAUAAACACAAAAUCAAUUGACGCCUCAACGAUCCUUUUCAUUUUAAUCGCCUUGGACAAGUAAAAUUAAUAUGAACCUGACAACUGCACCGUGAGUAAUAUUUUUUUUUAUCAAAUGCUAUCGCGAUUCUAUCGGGUGGCCAGAGUCAAUGCAGAUCUCGGCGCUCGUUGUUGUGCUCCGCGCUAGUUAUAUUUUAUGCUUAGUAAUUUGAAAAAGUACAUUGUUUGCCGAAAUUUUCUUCUUUGCACUCCGAUAUAACAGACAUAGCCAUCUAAUGUUAUUUUGACUCGUUGAGUAUGAAACAUUGAUAUAGGUAUCUAUGAGACAAUAGACUUUAGAAAGUUUAUUUAAGAGGUGUCUUGUAAAAAGAAAAGAUUUGAUUUCUUGUUGAUCUUAUGAUAUGAGAUAACAUUAUGUUUACUAUGAAACUGGGUGAGUUAUGGGAUUCGAAACGAUAGGAGUAGGUAUUAUUAUGAAUUCGUGUAUAAUAAUAUAGUAUAAAUUCACAGAUCCAUAUCAAGCAAAUACCUAGAUCAACGUCAUUUGAGCUGAUUUUUUAACGAACUUUAUCACUCACGUAAGGCUAUCCUAAACACAAAAGAACAGUUUAGUGUUUGAAUUGCUGAAAUAUCGUAAAUCGACGGACUUCAGCUUAAAAUUAUCGGAAGUUCUAUCAUCGUAAUCACAAGUUAGCUAUUAAUCUAUUCCAAUAACUCUAUAUGAAUAAGGAACAUUAGUAUUAUAAAUAAAAUAGAACGAAUGUCUGUUUUUGAAAGCUUUGUUUCAUGCAAAAUAUAACACCGAAUUAGAUUCGGUUUAAAUGUAAAAGAAAAUUUUAUGCAAUGAGUGCCUACACACGAGUGUUCCUGUAAACGUGGGAUUGAUACUAGUAAGUGCCGUUUCCCUAUUCGCAAUUUUAACCCCCGCAUUCGGUGCGUUCAUUAGACAUGAUUUCUAAAACCUUUACACAGGCUCAUGCCCGCUUCUCUCACUUACAAUCCUAAUAUAAUUUCUCACAAUAUUUUGCAACAUUGACAAUGUGUAUUCCUCCAUACUAGAUCGUUAUUUGCCCCUCAUCUACAUGUGGAUAAGGUGAUGCUAUCGUUGAAAGGUGCGGGAAGUCACCGAACAAUAACAAUAAAUGUUGUACAUGGCGAACCCCUCUAUUGGGAUUUGGAGCACGAAUUUCCCUUGUAAACAAGAGGAAAACAUCUAGUUGUAACAUUUAACAUUAGCGCUUUGUUGAGAAUUUACGGAUCAAAUAUCUGUCAUAUUUGCAAUGUUGGUACAUUGUUCAAGGGUAGCCUAAAAGCUAUCUGGAAUCAGUAACAAUAAUCAAUGGUACCUGUUGCAAUGUUACGAAGCAAAAAAGAAAGUCACAACGGAGUGCUAUUAUGUGUAGUUAAUCGGCAAUAGAAUCCGGCAGGUGAAAUGUCAUAUGGUCUGUGUACCACAGCACAAUUUUUUUACGGA